AUGGAUUCUGCCAUGAAUCCUUCUGUUCCGGAAUCUACAGCGCCAACAGCCCCUUCUCCAACAAAGAAACAUGUGAAGGUGGAGAUUGGAAACGGAGGACCACCGUCUUCUUCUACUAGGGCGACUCUUAGGAAAUUAUCGUCUAAGAGGAAAGUUGGGGAAGAAUUGAUUGAACUACAGCUCCCAAGAGUCCAGAACUUGCAACCAUGUCAGAUGAAGAGAGCCUCAACAAAGUUCGUUCCUUCUUGAUGGAAGGGAUGCAUUUACUGAAUGAAGUAUCUGCUCGCACUCGAACACGUGCUCAAAUUCUUACGAACUAGCAGCUUAGGUUUAAAGAGGAUGUUCAAGCAUUGAAAGGUCUACAUAGUAGUCGUGAGCAAUUGGAAGAGGAAGCUAAAAAACUUCGGGAGGAGGUACUAGGCUUGUCCAAGAGGAAUAAGCACUUGGUGAAUGAUCUGAGUGAGAGCAUCUACUAUCAAGCGAGUUCAAGAAAAUGAAUCAAUAUCUUCAAAUUAAAGUUGAUGAUGUUGUUGCCCGAUGCUUGGAAGCGAGUAAGGCACUAGAGGGAAAAUCCUAACAAUUCAAGUCUCUGAAGCUCCGAUAUACCGAAAAGGUAUCACAACUGGAGUUUGCUUAUUCUGACAAGGACAUGCGCAUUAAAUUGUUAGAGGAAGACCUUGCUGAUCGGAAGGUCCUUAUUACCAAGAAAGAUGCUCAGAUCAUGUCCCUUACUAAAUCCCAAUCCUCCAUCAACCAAGAUGAGUUGAAGCGUUAAAGCAAUGUCCAAGGGGUAUUUGUCUGAUCUGCAAUGGGUGAUGAAGGAAGGUAUUCCUUCAUUUGUUAGGGAUGUACUAAAUUUCAUCGGAUUCUGGUGAUGUCAACGCUGCUAUUCAAACUGCGGCUAUCCAACUUGGGUUGCAUCAAGUGUGCAUUAAAAUGAAAGAAAAGUAUGACGAGGCUUUGGAGGGCAAAAGCAUUAUUUUUUCUUAUCCUGAUGCCCAACGCUGAAUCCUCGACCGUUUUAUUGAUAUGAUAACUUAUAAGUAUUCCUUGUUUGAUAUUUUGGAGCGAGAUAAGGUGGAUGUGAAUCUGUUGAAAGAAAAGAUGAAUGCAUUGGAUCCGUCUUGCAGCCGUGAUGAUACAGGUGCUCAUGUUUGAUUGGGUUGGUGGUUUUUGUGUUAGGUGUUAUGUGUAACUGUUGGUUCCUGUUUUGAUGUACUUGAAUGAUGUUUUUUCUCUUGGUGACAUUCUUAUUUGGAUAUGUAACCCUUUUGGAUGACGAUAUCAAACAGUAUUAUGUAAUUAUAUCUACAUAUGUAUUUUUGUGACUUUUAUAUGUCAAUUUGAACUUUUCUCCCC
Molecule: messenger RNA, 1359 nt
Organism: Lactuca virosa
Lineage: Eukaryota; Viridiplantae; Streptophyta; Magnoliopsida; Asterales; Asteraceae
Source: the annotation of a GenBank genome assembly